AUGGCUUCAGCUUCAGCAACUGGAAAGCUCUCUCGCGAAGAGUUUCGCCGCCAGAAGGACCUUGAUGCUGCCCGCAAAGCCGGUACAGCGCCAGCUGCUCUAGACGAGGAGGGCAAGCCCAUCAACCCUCACAUUCCUCAAUACAUCGCGCAGGCUCCAUGGUACCUCGACACCGGUGCCCCGACCCUCAGCCAUCAACGUAUCCCUGAUUAUGACCGCGGCGCCGACAAGCUCGACAACUGGUACGACCGCGGCGCCAAGGCAGGUCCCGCCGCGAAAAAGUACCGCAAAGGCGCAUGCGAGAACUGCGGCGCGAUUACGCACAAGAAGCGGGACUGCCUCGAGCGGCCGCGCCGGCGCGGGGCCAAGUUCACGAACAAGGAUAUCGUGCCGGAUGAGGUCAUUCACGAGGUCGCGGCUGGGUACGACGCGAAGCGCGACCGGUGGAACGGCUACGACCCUGCGGAGCAUAAGAGGGUGUACGAGGAGUAUGCGGCGGUGGAGGCCGCGCGGCAGAAGCUGCGCGAGGACGAGAUUGACAAGCAGACGACGACGGACCUCGCGGCCGUGCGCAAGGUCGCGAAGGCGGGAAAGGAGAAGGCAGAGAGGCGUGACGAUGAUUUCGGGAGCAGCGACGAGGAGGACGAGGACACGGACAAGUACGCGGAGGCGGCGGAUGCGGUGGGGCAGAAGCUCGACACCAAGACCCGUAUCACCGUGCGGAAUCUGCGCAUUCGAGAGGACACGGCGAAGUACCUCAUCAACCUGGACCCGUCAAGUGCCUACUACGACCCUAAGACCCGUUCGAUGCGAGACAACCCGUUGAAGGGGAUUGCCCCAGAGGAGGCGCUCUUUGCAGGCGACAACUUCCUCCGCCACUCGGGCGAGGCCCCAGAGGUGCAGAAGCUGCAGCUCUUCGCCUGGAAUGCCGCCGCGCGGGGGAACGACGUGCACAUGAACGCCAACCCCACACAAGGCCAGCUUCUCCACUCGGAGUUCCAGAACAAGACGGAGACGCUGAAGGACAUGACGAAGGUCAGCAUCCUCGCGAAGUACGGCGGCGAGGAGUACCUGCAGAAGGCGCCGAAAGAGCUCCUGCAGGGCCAGACGGAGGAGUACGUCGAGUUCUCGCGGACGGGGCAGGUCAUCAAGGGCAAAGAGCGCGCGGUGGCCCGCUCGAAGUACCCCGAGGACGUGUACGUCAACAACCACACCGGGGUGUGGGGCUCGUGGUACGACCCCGCGUCCGGCGAGUGGGGCUACGCCUGCUGCCACUCGAUAGUCCACCUCUCCUACUGCACGGGCGAGGCGGGCAAGGAGGCGGCGCAGGCGUCCAGCGCCCGCGCGCUGCUGGCGUCCUCAGCAUCUGCGCCCGCGCCCGAGCGCCCUGCCGCGCCGGCAGAGGCCACGGACGACCGCAAGAAGAAGGCGGAGGAGCUCUUCUCGAAAAAGCGCCUCGGCGAGGGCGAGCUCUCGCUCGACAGGGAGCGGCUCGCCGACGCGAUCGCGGAAGAGCGCAAGCGGAAGGCGCGGGGCGAGGACGGGGACGACCGGCUGGGCAAGCGGCAGAAGGGCGUGUCGGGGGCGAGCGCGGAGGUCACACAGGAGGAGCUAGAGGCGUACCGAAUGAACCGCCGGAUGACCGAGGACCCGAUGGCCAACUACGUCGACACGGAGCUGUAA
Molecule: messenger RNA, 1683 nt
Organism: Postia placenta MAD-698-R-SB12
Lineage: Eukaryota; Fungi; Basidiomycota; Agaricomycetes; Polyporales; Adustoporiaceae
Exons: 6
Coding region: 1-1683 (560 amino acids)
Biological process (GO): mRNA splicing, via spliceosome
Cellular component (GO): spliceosomal complex
Molecular function (GO): pre-mRNA 3'-splice site binding
Source: RefSeq, a predicted model, not a curated record